Messenger RNA from Papaver somniferum (opium poppy), 967 nucleotides. RefSeq names its product U3 small nucleolar ribonucleoprotein protein IMP3-like. Gene Ontology annotation, molecular function: rRNA binding; structural constituent of ribosome; snoRNA binding. The coding region runs from base 141 to 689 and encodes 182 amino acids. Gene Ontology annotation, biological process: rRNA processing. NCBI's taxonomy places the organism in Eukaryota, Viridiplantae, Streptophyta, Magnoliopsida, Ranunculales, Papaveraceae. The transcript is spliced from 4 exons. The record is from RefSeq and is a predicted model, not a curated record. Gene Ontology annotation, cellular component: small-subunit processome; Mpp10 complex; small ribosomal subunit.
GCCAACAGGGUCCGCAGCCAUUGAACAGAAGGGUUUAGCCAUUUAGGGUUUUGCAGAAGCUACGAGCUUGUAUUAGAAUAACUCUGUUUUCCUGCUAAAAAUCUGGGAAGAAAAGAAGAGGAAAUAAGAGGAAUAAAUCAAUGAGAUCACUGAAAUUUCAUGAGCAGAAGCUCUUGAAAAAAACUGAUUUCAAUGUCUUCAAGAGAGAACACGGACAUAGAGAAAAUCUAGUUGUUCGUAGGUAUAAUCUCACUGCUCGAGACGAUUACAAGAAGUAUAAUGGAAUGUGCCGGAUGGUGCAAAAGCUCGUUAACAUUUUGAAACAGAUGGAUCCAAGAGACCCUUAUCGGAUUGAAAUGUCUGAUAGACUCCUUGAGAAGCUGUAUAACAUGGGUGUCAUCCCUACCAGGAAGAGCUUGGCUCUUUGUGACAAAUUGUCCGUAUCUUCCUUUUGCAGGCGAAGAUUAGCAACUGUUUUGACUCAUUUGAAAUUUGCUGAACAUUUGAGAGAAGCUGUGACAUUCAUUGAGCAAGGGCACAUCCGGGUUGGACCAGAGACAGUUACGGAUCCUGCCUUCCUUGUGACGAGAAACAUGGAAGACUUGGUCACGUGGGUGGAUACAUCCAAGAUAAAGACUAAAGUCUUGGAUUACAAUGAGCAAAGGGAUGAUUAUGAUGCAAUGAAUUGAGUAUACACCGAAUAGUUUGUUUAUUUUGAUAGUAGAACUCAUUUAGCUUAAGGUUUUGGCGUCGGUUUCUAGAGUGUUGAUACACAAUCGAAAGAUAUUUUGUAUUUUGUUUCUUCGUUUCUAGUUAGUAUUUAACUUUAAAGUUCCACAGUGGCAUAUUUAUAUACUAGUUUUCCGGUAAUUGAGAUGUUUGUGUGAUUUAGUUGAACUGUGAAGCUUGUUGUAUACAGUUAUUGUCAGCUCUUGGCUCUCCUUUUACUGAAUACUCAUUUCUGUUA